UGGAGAGAAACUAUAAAGUUGCCUGACAAGUCAAGAGGGAGAAGGAGAGGAGCUUGAACCAUGAGAGAGAACCUUGCUGGUGUGUUAUCCCAAAGCAUGGCGUUCACUGACUGUAUGAAUCCCACUGACCUGUCCACAGAGAAGAAGGGGAUAAAAAGGAAAAACUGGAGAAACAGAAUAAGACUUCUCUUGAAGAAGAACUCUUCCCAGUCGAUAUUACAUCUAAAGAGAAACAGACCUUACAGGCCAACUGCUGACGACGUGAACCAAUGGGCGCAGUCACUUGACACACUACUCAGUCAUACAUAUGGGAAAGCUGCCUUUUGUAUCUUCCUGAAGUCUGAGUUCUGCGAAGAGAACAUUGAGUUUUGGACGGCCUGUGAGGAUUUCAGGACCCACACGUCACACAAAGAGCUGGCGUCCAAGGCCAACAGCAUUUACGAGGAGUUCAUUAAAAGUGAAGCUCCCAAAGAGAUAAACCUGGAUUUCCACACCAAAAAUGCUAUUGUCCAGAGCCUCCAUGAGCCCACUGCAACUAGCUUCCUGGCAGCUCAGAGGAAAGUCUACAGCCUGAUGGAGAACAACUCCUACCCGAGGUUUAUCCACUCUGACCUCUACAAAGAACUGUGUGAAGUUGCCAGACGAGAGGGCAAGCACAUUAAGUCCUAGUCAAACUAGACACCCAGUGCUGAAGUCAUUUGUUUACUGCUGUGACUGUGUGAACAGACCGCUGAUGAUGUUCAUUCCAGGCACCGCCUCGGGAUAAUGGACCCAAAUGCAAAUCCUGAGGAUAAACAUUACCAGCGAGUGUGGAAAAUGCAAAACUGAAGCCAUUUUUAGUCUGUCCUGUUGAGAGCUUUCAACAAUUAAGUUAAGAUGAUUAGGUUGGAAGUUAUAUGCUGCUGCAGGCAGUACACAGAGCAUUUCUACCAGAUGGGAUUAAGUUUACAUUUUCUUCACUGGGCCAUUACCUGCACAUUCUUUACUAUGCUAUUUACUAUGCUAUGAAUUUGGUAUUUCGAGCAAUGAUGCAUUUCAAGAAAAUGCCAUUGUAGCUGCAUUCAAAGCUGAGAAGACUGUUGAUGUCUGUCAAAACACUUAUGCUGUUAGAAUGUAUUUCUGUGCUGAUGUCCUCUUGAAGACUUUAUACAGUUGUCAUAUACACAGGACUUCCUAUGUGACCCUGGUCUUCAUUGCAAUGUUGCUCUGCUGGAUUUGGAUCUGUUUACUCAAAAAGUGCAAUUAAUUUAUAUAACAAUAUCUACAAUUUCCAAAGGCUGUAUUUGGCCUGAAUUUACGGCAAGAAUGUUAUGUAUUGUAAAUAUUGUGACAUUAUAUGUGUUGAAUGUGAAUUUAAGUUUGGGGCAGCUGGACUGCUCGAGAAAUAAAAAUUAUUCUUCCAUUCUGAAA
Messenger RNA from Siniperca chuatsi (mandarin fish), 1410 nucleotides. It is a transcript of the gene rgs2, whose product is annotated as regulator of G protein signaling 2. The transcript has 5 exons. The coding region runs from base 61 to 669 and encodes 202 amino acids. The record is from RefSeq and is a predicted model, not a curated record. NCBI's taxonomy places the organism in Eukaryota, Metazoa, Chordata, Actinopteri, Centrarchiformes, Sinipercidae.